This is a messenger RNA of Phascolarctos cinereus (koala), 2091 nucleotides long. RefSeq names its product beta-1,3-galactosyltransferase 2 (gene B3GALT2). The record is from RefSeq and is a predicted model, not a curated record. Gene Ontology annotation, biological process: protein O-linked glycosylation. NCBI's taxonomy places the organism in Eukaryota, Metazoa, Chordata, Mammalia, Diprotodontia, Phascolarctidae. Gene Ontology annotation, molecular function: N-acetyl-beta-D-glucosaminide beta-(1,3)-galactosyltransferase activity. Gene Ontology annotation, cellular component: Golgi membrane.
GACAGCAUCUGUCAAAGCCCACAUUUAAACUGCUGCCUGCCCGUGCAGCAGCUGAGGAACCAUGGAUUUCAUUUUAUAGAGCAAAAUCUCAGUAAAACUGCUCAAAAUCCUUCCUGCAGCUGCUUGGCAACAAUGAAAAGAAGAGAGGUAAAUCCUAUUAUUUUUCAAUAGACUCAGACCAGUACAUUCUAGCUCUAGCUGCUUCACAUUGCAGCUCAGCACUAAAAAUAUGGAUACUGAGAAGAGAAUACAGCACUGCAUUGUCCGACAAGGAAAAAACGAGAUGUAAAAAGCUUCAAUGCAUCAAUUGUGGGGGGUAGACAAAAGUGCUCCAAAUAGAACGGACAACUAAAGCUCUUUGUUUAAAAUUUAAAAGGAAAAAGAAAAAAAACAGGAACACCUCAGAAGACCAGCACACAUAUGAACAAGAAAGGUAACUCGGAGACAAGCAGACAGAUGGACAGAUUGGAUCCUAUGAAAAGCAAUCGCAGGAAGCAGACUGUUGGGGGAUGUGCGCAUGUUCGAUAGCAUCUUUUUUGCUGAAGUGAUGGCGUGCCAAAAGUAUUUUCAGUGAGCAUAAUCCUCUCACCAUAAAUGGCUUGACCAAGGAAGAGUGAUUGAAGAAGAAAGCCCUUUAAGAUCAGACACAAUUUAAAAAUGAUUACCAAAGAAUAGCACUGGUUCAGAAGAGGGAAUCAUCAUUUUGUUCUACCAUUAUCCCAUAUCCCAUUAUUGGAUAUUUACAACAUGCUUCAGUGGAGGAGACGACACUGCUGCUUUGCAAAGAUGACCUGGAAUGCCAAGAGGUCUUUGUUUCGUAUGCAUAUCAUUGGUCUACUCUCUCUUGUCUUUCUUUUUGCUAUGUUUCUUUUUUUUAAUCAUCAUGAUUGGCUGCCAGGCAGAGCUGGCUUCAAAGAAAAUCCUGUAACUUAUACUAUACGAGGAUUUCGAUCUACAAAGGGCGAGACAAACCACAGCUCCCUAAGGAACAUUUGGAAGGAUACAGUCCCUCAAACUCUAAGGCCUCAAACUGCUACUAAUGCCAACAACACAGACUUGUCACCACAAGGAGUAACUGGUCUAGAGAAUACACUCAGUGCCAAUGGAAGUAUUUACAAUGAAAAGGGUACUGGACAUCCAAAUUUGUAUCAUUUCAAGUAUAUCAUAAACGAACCUGAAAAAUGCCAAGAGAAGAGACCUUUUCUAAUACUCCUUAUAGCUGCAGAACCUGGACAAGCAGAAGCAAGACGAGCUAUUCGACAAACUUGGGGAAAUGAAAGCCUGGCACCUGGAAUUCAAAUUGCUCGCAUUUUUUUAUUAGGCUUAAGUGUUAAGUUGAAUGGCCACCUUCAGCGGGCCAUAGAGGAAGAAAGCAGACAAUAUCAUGAUAUCAUUCAACAGGAAUAUUUAGAUACUUACUAUAACUUGACCAUUAAGACACUAAUGGGCAUGAACUGGGUUGCAACCUACUGCCCACAUAUUCCUUAUGUUAUGAAAACUGAUAGUGAUAUGUUUGUCAAUACUGAAUAUUUAAUACAUAAGCUAUUAAAGCCAGAUCUGCCUCCUAGGCACAACUAUUUCACAGGUUACCUAAUGAGAGGGUAUGCACCCAACCGCAACAAAGACAGCAAAUGGUAUAUGCCACCAGAUCUCUACCCAAGUGAGCGUUACCCUGUGUUCUGCUCUGGAACUGGCUAUGUUUUUUCUGGAGAUUUAGCAGAAAAGAUCUUUAAAGUUUCUUUAAGCAUCAGACGCUUGCAUUUAGAAGACGUAUAUGUGGGGAUCUGUCUUGCCAAGUUGAGAAUUGACCCUGUUCCCCCUCCCAAUGAAUUUGUCUUCAAUCACUGGCGCGUUUCUUACUCAAGCUGUAAAUACAGUCACCUAAUUACCUCUCAUCAGUUCCAGCCUAGUGAACUGAUAAAAUACUGGAACCACUUACAACAAAAUAAGCACAACGCCUGUGCCAAUGCAGCAAAAGAAAAGGCAGGCAGGUAUCGUCAUCGCAAACUGCACUAGAAAAGACAAUUUGUAUCCCAUGUGCAAUCUGUAAAUAUUGCGGAAAGCAUGUAGAGUAAAAACCAAUGAGCUUCA